CGUCUCGCUGCUAGUCACAGUAUGGCCGGCGACAUUAGCUAGCGCUCGCUGCACGCAAUUCUCUGUGUAGAGGGAUCGGAUUGGGGGCAACUACAAAACAUUAUAUAUAUAUAUAUAUAUAAAAAAACAUCAAACAAAAAAAAUCUUUUUUUUGAAAAAAAUAGGGAAGCAAAGCAGAAACCGGACCGCUCAAGAACCCACUAAAACAGAGCAAUUGACACUAACUUAUUAAGCUUUUUACCAGAGAGAGGGGAAAAAAAGGGGGGGAGGUUUUUUUUUAAAAAGAGAAAAUAGAAUUUGUAGGAGGGAAAGGAGAGAGGAGGGGGGGGGAGUUUUUCUUUCCUCUCUCUCUCGUUUGUUUCACGAUGGAAAACGGUGCACACUUUUUCGAAGGGACCGAGAAGCUGUUGGAGGUGUGGUUCUCUCGGCAGCAGGAUCUGUGCACGGGAUCGGGAGACCUCCGGACCAUUCCAAGGUUUGAGUGGGACAAGCUAUUGGAAAAUGUGCAUUGUUUGAUCAUAAGUGUGACAAAGACGGACAGGCAGGAAGCCUAUAUACUCAGUGAGAGUAGCAUGUUUGUCUCCAAGAGACGUUUCAUUUUGAAGACAUGCGGUACCACCCUCUUACUGCAAGCACUGGAACCCCUGUUGGAACUUGCUCGUGAGUACUGCGGCUUUGAUUCCAUUCAGGAUUUUUUCUAUUCCCGCAAAAACUUUGUGAAGCCAGCACAUCAGGAAUACCCACAUAGGAACUUUCAGGAGGAGGUAGAAUUUCUGGAUAUGGUGUUCCCAAAUGGGGCGGCCUAUUGCAUGGGACGUAUGAAUUCUGAUUGCUGGUAUCUUUACACUCUGGAUAUGCCAGAGGAUAGUGGGAUCAAACAGCCGGAUCAGACACUUGAGGUUCUGAUGAGCGAGCUUGAUCCAGUUGUCAUGGACCAGUUCUUCAUGAAAGAUGGUGUUACUGUAAAUGAUGUCACUCGAAUGAGUGGAAUUCGUGACCUGAUACCAGGUUCAGUCAUUGACGCCACAUUGUUCGAUCCUUGUGGGUAUUCAAUGAAUGGAAUGAAAGUGGAUGGAACUUACUGGACAAUUCAUAUCACCCCAGAGCCAGACUUCUCCUAUGUUAGUUUUGAGACUAACCUGGCCCAGACUUCUUACGAUGACCUAAUCAAAAAAGUUGUAGACGUCUUCAAGCCAGGGAAAUUUGUCACAACCCUUUUUGUUAACCAGAAUUCCAAAUGUCGCAAUUCAUUUUCUUCUCCCCAGAAAAUUGAAGGAUUCAAGCGCCUCGAUCGCCAGUGUGCCCAGUUCAGUGAUUACAAUUUUGUCUUUUCUAGUUAUGUCAAGAAUUGUCAGAGACAGCAGAGUUGAUUAGCAAAGAUGAAAAAACGUAAAAAAAUGUGCAACGUAAAUGGUGGCUGUCGUCUAGUUCAGGGUAGUAAGGGCCAAACUUCACACUGCCACCAUUUCAUCAAUUUUGUAGGCCCUGUAUGUAACCACAAUAGAAUUGUGUCAAGUUUGAAAUGUAACCGUUCUUGUAACAAAGACUUGGAUAUCUUGCAUGGAUGCUCUUUUCUCUGUUUAGUUAUGCUAGGUCAUUCUUGCUGUGAUAUUGAAAUGCAUGUAGAGCAGUUUGGUGCUUAUUGUUUACAAUUAUAUAACAGUUGCAAGUUUAGAAAUGUACGGUGUAUAGGUUUUCUACAAGUGACGCCAAAAAUUCUCCACAGACAAGGUUUCCGGCCUCAUUAGGUGAGGACCCUGGCAUGUUUAGAGCAGUUUGUUUGCUUGUUUCCUUUCUGUCAGAUGUCAUUAAAGAAUCAGAAGUUCUUCAUUUGUUCAUGUUGAUUUACGCCCGAACUGCACUGGGCAAUUUGUCAGGAAUUUGAGCAGACGCCUAAUAUGACUAGUAUAUUGUUGUGUUGGGAUUCUUAUUUAACUUUAAUUCUUUAGCAAGCUAGUUUCUCACAGAAAAAGUAGAUUUCAUGAAUUGAGGUAUUCAUUGGCUGAAAACACUGCUGCACAUUCUACUUUAAGCAUGCCAGGGAUCACCCACUUCAAUUGUUUUGUCUGAUUUUCCCCAUUUAAAAAUGAAUAGGCUGUAUAUAAACUAUGAGUUCAGUUACAAUCCCUUUUAAGUAACCAUAGUUCAUAUAUUGAGAACAUCCCAUGACAUCUUGUGUAUUUCUUGCUGCGUCACUUAGCACAAUAUUGUUAGUUUGUUAGGGAGUGUGCAGAUAGUAUGGACAGUAGAAAUGCCAUGUCCAUAAAACAUAAUCAGUGUAAUGGGGUGUUAAUUAUAGGUGUUAAAAAUACCUUAAGUUUUAGUUCAUUGCUACUGAUUUUUGGAGAUUUGGGCUAGCUUGUUUUAGCAUGGGUUUUUGAGUUUCAAUAAGUAUGCAUAGGAACAUGAUAUGGCAUUUUUCCCACAAAUGUUUGAACAGUCUUGGUUGGGUGGUACCAUUUAAUUACAAAUCUUUGUUGAAAUACUUGGUAUAUUUUGCCAUGUUUAUUAAUUAUAAGGUUCCAUUUAUAAACUAAAAUGUAUUUGCAGUGAUCACUAUGACAUUGAAAAAUAAUCCAUCAAGACUGCAAGCUUGCUUUUGGACCAAUCAUCCUUUAUUAAUAAAGGCAUUGUAUUCUUCAAUGUUGAGGUUGUGGGCAUGUCCAUGGCCUUCCAUUACCAAAAUGUUUUAUUCCAUUUUGAUAUAGAUUAAGCUGUUUAUACCUACUGUGGUUAACUGAAACAGUUGUUACCAUUUUAAAAAACAGUAUUUGAGUACUGAUUUGUAGCCUUUACUGUGAAAGAUGAACUUAUUUGCUCAUUACUUUUCAUUCUAUCUGUUAAGGGGGAAAUUUUGGCGCCAUUGGAACUUUGUUGCCAAGUUGUUUAAAAUAUUUUAAUUCGAUUUCUGAAAUCUUUUGUCUAUACUGCAAACAAAAUGCUUCAAUAAAAUAAAGAUUUAUGGAA
Molecule: messenger RNA, 2967 nt
Organism: Rhincodon typus (whale shark)
Lineage: Eukaryota; Metazoa; Chordata; Chondrichthyes; Orectolobiformes; Rhincodontidae
Gene: amd1
Product: adenosylmethionine decarboxylase 1
Exons: 9
Coding region: 366-1370 (334 amino acids)
Biological process (GO): spermine biosynthetic process; spermidine biosynthetic process
Cellular component (GO): cytosol
Molecular function (GO): adenosylmethionine decarboxylase activity
Source: RefSeq, a predicted model, not a curated record